Messenger RNA from Bombyx mori (domestic silkworm), 9874 nucleotides. It is a transcript of the gene Dorsal, whose product is annotated as embryonic polarity protein dorsal. Gene Ontology annotation, molecular function: RNA polymerase II cis-regulatory region sequence-specific DNA binding; DNA-binding transcription factor activity, RNA polymerase II-specific. The record is from RefSeq and is a predicted model, not a curated record. Lineage: Eukaryota; Metazoa; Arthropoda; Insecta; Lepidoptera; Bombycidae. Gene Ontology annotation, cellular component: cytoplasm. Gene Ontology annotation, biological process: positive regulation of transcription by RNA polymerase II; response to cytokine; innate immune response. Bases 101 to 1870 code for a protein of 589 amino acids. The transcript is spliced from 13 exons.
GAUAGCUGUCGGACGCUAGGCCGCAUUGUAUUAAGCUUAAUUUAUAUAUUGCGUCAAAAACCACUAGCGUUCCUUUGCAGCCAAUUUACAAUAAAUAACAAUGUCAUUAGUUAGUGCACGAAACAUAAGCUACAUGAGAUCGGCGCCACCCUAUUUGAGAAAUAAAGACGCCGGUCUACCGAUAGGUAUUGCAGAACAAAAUGACCCCAAUCAACCUAACGAAUUGAAUAUUAAUGAUGUUUUUGAGGCCAUAUCGCUCGCGGAUCCCACGUUCGGCGAGGGCCCUCCUCCUGUUGCCUUAGAGAACAUGGCGAGUCAAUCCGCGCCCCCGCGAGCACCAAGCGUGGUAAUAGUCGAGCAACCAGCCAGCAAAGCCCUCAGAUUCCGGUAUAAAUGCGAGGGCCGGUCGGCGGGCUCGCUCCCGGGCGUGUCCAGUACUCCGGAGAACAAAACUUAUCCUACAAUCAAGAUAUGCUCUUACAAGGGACCGGCCACCAUAGUCGUGUCCUGCGUCAACAAGGAUCCCCCGUUUAAACCGCACCCGCACAACCUGGUGGGGCGGGAGCGCUGCGACCGCGGCGUGUGCUCGGUGCGCACCGACGUCACGGAGGACAACAACGAGUACCAGUUCAGGAACCUUGGGAUACAAUGCGUCAAGCGCAAGGACAUCGUCGCCGAGCUGCGCCUCCGGGAGGAGCUCAGGGUGGACCCCUUCAGGACGGGGUUCGACCACCGCUCGCACACGCAGAGCAUCGACCUCAACGCGGUGCGGCUCGCCUUCCAAGUGUUCGUGCCGGACGGCGCCGGGCGCAUGCGCCGGCCGCUGCCCGCCGUCGUGUCCGACAUCAUCUACGACAAGAAGGCCAUGAGCGACCUCCUCAUCAUGCGCUCCUCGCACUGCUCCGGCACCAUCCGCGGCGGCACGCAGGUCAUCCUGCUCUGCGAGAAGGUAUCGAAAGAAGACACGGCGGUGAUAUUCUACCAGGAGGUGAACGAGCAGAUAGUGUGGGAGGAGACCGUGACGCCGUCCUACGUGCACAAGCAGGUCGCCGUGGUGUUCAACACGCCGCCCUACCGCGACCCCCAGCGCGACGAGCACGUCACCGUACACUUCCAGCUGAAGAGGUUGACGGACGACGCGCGGAGCAACUCCUUCGCGUUCGAAUACAUCCCGGACUUCCGAGAUUCAAAUUACAUAUUGGGUAAAAAGCGGAAGACCAAAAUGCCAUUAAUGGCCGCGUAUGAGCAAGAAAGGACCUUCCAGGAGCAGAUGCCGAUCAAGGCGGAGCCCAGAGAGAAGUCGCCGCACCACGCCACGUCGCCCUACGGCGCGUACCCGCCCUACAGCGACCCGAAUUGGAUGGUUCCCCCGGAGCAGAUGCGAACGAUACCGGACCUCGCCGUACCGGCCGCUACCAACAUGGACACCUUCGCCGACAUGGCGUGGAGCAACGUGCCGUAUGGACAGGGCCUCCAGCCGCUGCAGCCCGGUGCCAACGUCAUGCACUCCCCCCACUCCCUGUCCCCCAUGCACAGGGGGCAGUCCGUGUCCCCCAUGCAGGACCCCCAGUGCGGCUCCCCCAUGCACGGCGGCCCCUGCGUGUCCCCCAUGCACGGCGGCGCCUGCGUGUCCCCCAUGGUCGGCCCGAUGAUGCAAGUCGGGUCUACAUCGCCCAACAUGCAACACAACACUUAUAAUCACCUGCCCCAGGGCGCGGAGGCGGACGGCGCCGGGACCACGUUCUCCGCCCAGUUCCUUGACCGCGAGCCCAUACUCAACUCCAGCGAGUUCCGAUCCCUCCUCGGGGGGGACGGGAACAUGCUCUCUGCCGACCUCAACAAGCUCUCCACAAGCGACCUCCUGCUGUGAACCUCAACGUUGAGGCCGACAGUAGCGCCCCGGUGGGGGGCCUCGUAAGAUUUAAACUAUUUUUAAUUUGUAUGUGUAAUGUAGCUUAAGCUUAGUUAUGGACAUGUGAUAAAUGAGUUAUUGAUAAAGUGAAAUGAUUCUCGAAGGAUUCUGUUGAGAAACUGAUAAAUCUAUGCCCUGCCUUCAACACGACAGGAAUAUGUGUAGUUUGUAUCCACGCGAUGCACACAUACGUACAAACAGAAAUCGAGAAAGAUGAUCUUACGAUAACUGACACUGUCAAUAAACCGACAGACCAACUAGGAUAAUACAAAUAAUUUAAAUAAACAUCACUUGUAAUAUAAUGAAAUAAAAAUAUUAAAUUCAAUCAAAAUAUCAACUCUGGCAACAGCAAACUUCUAAUGUUGCUAGUGGAAAAAAUAGCUCGAUCAUAAAAAAUUGUUUUUUAAAUGCAACGUUUCUCAAUCUGAAGCGAAGGACGAAGGGACGUGGAGCGCGGCGCGGCGCGAGGUUGAGAGCCGUCGUGCGCAGCCAGUGGCUGUCAACUUUAUGUAACGCACUAGAUACCUUCAAGUUUGUUGGCUCUCGUCACAUGCGGACACUGCGCUGGCAUAACUCAAUAUAUUCACGAAACGACACCGAUUCGAUCGAGUCCAGUGUGGUCAUGAUAACAUUGUCAAUGACAUUGUCGAUGGUUUUAUUUACGCCGCUCGCUUGCCACUCAACGCAAUCUGAUUUAUACGAUUAAUGAAUCUCGGAUUAUAAGUAAAAAAAUAAACCUUGCUCUAAAAAUAUUGGUACUUAAUUUUACAUAUCCAAUAUUGUUGGCGGGAGUUUCGACGGCUUUAAACAUUAUGAAAUAGUCCAAAUCUAAUCAAUACGGAAAUUUUCAGAAUUUGCUAAAAAUUAACUAAAGCUAAAGUAAUAAUGCUGUGGACACAACGAAUUUAGACAACUUGUUGUUUGGCAGACACUCCGCCUUCGGAAAUUAUAAUAAUAAUGUGUUCACAAAGUUAUUGAUACAAGUUUUUGUUACUGUAUGUUCUGUAUAACUGUAGCUAUCUGUACCGCCCUUCAAUAGAACACCAAUAACUAAAAUAAAUUUAAACAAUCGUUUUUAGAGAUGUUAAUUAAAUUAAAACCAUUAAUUAUAUAUUUCAAUAUCAUUAAAUAUUUAUAAAAAAAUAAUAAAUUUUUAAAUUACUACAUAAAAUCAAUUGGUUCUUAACAUUGAACGCUAAUCACAAAACGUGACGUCAUAUGUGGCUAGUGGGUGUGUAUUUGACGCGUGUAAGGAAGUUGCGCCCAAUCGAUCCUCUUUAGAACUGUACAUCUCUAUGAUAAAAUAAACUGAGUAAAUGUUAUUAUUUUUACUGUGGAACUCGUUUGUAGAUAUUUCCGUGUUAGAUACACGAUGACAUUGAACAAUUUAAUAUCCGCUUCAGAAUGCCCCCGGACAUUAAUAUGUUAGUGGCAAAAGUUUAGAAAAAAUUGAAAAAAUACAAUUAACUAAAUUGUCAGAAAUAAAAUUCGACCAUAAAAUAACGUCGUGUGUGCUAGUGCUUACCACACUACAUUGCAUAUCGCUAAUGAUACAAUAUAUAUUCUUUAAAAAGUAUUGUAUUAUAAUAAAAGUCUACUGUUAUUAAAACUUUUGUUUGAGGGUAGUCGGCGAGAUUCACUUUGAACUAUACAAGUUACAAAUUUAACUUGAACAAGCUGCACAUAUUCAUGUCGAACUGUUUGUAUUUUCUUGUUGAAAAGCUAUGUAACGUCAUAAUAUGUUGAUUAUAGAGUACAAUGUUUACGCAGCUUCUUAUGAGCUUUUUAAAUAUUAAAUAUAAUCUCUAUUAUUUUUCAUAGCAAAGGCACUUUAUGCGUUAAAGGUUGUUAUAAUACUGCAUUUCGUUUUUUUUUUUGUAUAAAUUAAUUGAAUUCAUUAAUUUGAAUUAAAGAUCUGUAGGUCUGCGAGUGUGUAUCGUGUAACACAGUUUUUAUAUUAUGCAUUUAGUUGUAGAAGAUUAAAAAUUGAAGACAAUCUCUCAUUAGCGUGGCUAGAUGAACAUUCUCUUUCACGCCAUUUUUUAUUCUGGAAAUAUUAAGUUUUGUGCAAUACCAUUUCUACUAGAUUAGAAGUGACUAUUGGGAACUUUUAAUUAUGUUUUUUCAUUACGCGACAAACAUCAUCACAUUCUCAAAAAUGUUCGUAUUUAUAAUACGUAGUGUACGUCCAACGAUCGAAAUUCGACCUUAUUCACUGAUACCCCAAGACUUAGAUUCAUUUUGUGUACUACGUUUUUUUCUUUUGUUAGUGAGUAUAGAAACAUGCUUCCAAAAUUUUUAUUGAUAAUCUGUAUAAUUCGUCAAUAGUUUCUAAAGAAAAUCAAUCGACAAACAAACGUACGAAACUGUUUUAUUUAACCUUCUCAGAUAUAUCUAGAUAUAACAUCAUUCAAAAGCAGCAAAUCAAUAAAUAAUGAGCAAUGAAAUUUAUUGAGUUCGUUAACGCAUGUGAUAAAACAGUAAUGAUUCGUAGAAUAAUAAAUAAUAUUAUCGAUAUUAUCAUCUCAACACUAGAACUAUAUUAAUUUUGAAUUUGUUACCAAAUAGAUUAUACUUUUUUGUAAAUAAAUAAAAAAUAAUGUAAAAUUUGUAUUUGAUGUGUGAUUUUUUAAUUAAUCAUGUGGUUUUUUUCUCGAUUAUAUUUUCGGUUAUUUAUUUCAGAUAAUUAAUUGUGUAAAAUGUUUAUAAAAUAGUUCAACUCAAGGUAAACAUCUUUUUAAAAUUUCGUUUGCUAUCUUUGUUGUUUCUAUUAUCACAAUUGCAGAGAUAAUGUGUCAUCUAGAAUUAAGGUAGAGACACACUGAGUAACGUCACUCAGUUUGCUCUCGGUGUAGUAUGAAAAUAAUGCAAAAUUAAAUUUGUUUCUUUUUGCACACAUUCAUUUUGUUCUCAGAGACUGACUGUAAAUUAGCUGUUUAAAAAAAUAUCACAAGUUUUAGUGACACUGGACUGUGUCAUGGCGUCGAGUGAGUGCCCCAAUUGUCGAUGCGACAGUACACCAUGACCACUCUCCAAGACCUCUUGAUGCUGCUUCAAUCACUGUAGGUGUUUAGGAAAUAUGUUGUCAACUGUCGUCGUUGCGGAUUAAACUCAAACUGCAGUAUAAGAAGCACUUAUUUAUUCCACACGCACCUUAAAAUCGUAUACAUUAACAAUCAAUUGGUUUUUAUCCUUUGAACCUUUUAAAAACGUAAAACACAAAUUUUUAUCUCAUGACAUUUUUCCCUCAAUCUGACAGCCUGUCUUUCUUUUCUUCCGGACGUCUCCCGUUGCUAAUCUGUGUGUGAAAAACCAUUCACCACACCACACCCCCACGGAGAAAGAUACGCCAGUUGAGAGCCCUUAAUCAAAAUUGUCACUAUACUCUUAAUAUUACGCAUAAUUAGGUAUACGUGCGAAUGUAUUACAAGAAUAAUUGUAUAAAACGAAGAAUUAUAAGUGAAAAUUACAGGUAACAAGUAACAAGUACAAGGUAAAGAUAGGUAACAACAGGUAACAAGAUACAAGUAGUUCUUAUAAAUCAGUAAUUUUUUUAAAUCUGACACGUCUGCCUGAGCGUGUGGUAUAAGGCUCUUUUGUUUUCUCACCUUGAAUUUUUAUUGGAAUUGACAGCGGCCUUGUUCGCAGCGGCAACAGCGGCGGAUUUUCCAGAUCCAUUGGUCGUAAGGCUUGAUUUUGCUGACAAGACAAAGGCUCGGCUUGCUUCCGUUCAUCAUCAAUGUGAUCUAUGAAAGCCGGCUUAAGUCUGUCUACACUCACGACAACUUUGUUAUUUUUUAUGGACAGUGUGAACGUUUUCCCAUCAGGGGAGCGUUCUAAUACUCUAUAUGGACCUGUAUAUGGCGGCUGCAAUGCCCUGCGGAUGGUAUCGUCUCUCAGGAAAACAUGAGAAGCGCUUUCCAAUUCCUUGAAUAUAAAUGGAGAGUUUUUACAAUGUCGAGAAGCAGGCACUGGGCGUAUAGAUGACAUUUUGUUACGCAAUUGUACCACAAAGUCGGUGGCAUCCUCAAUUUUUUCUAUUGACGAGGAAGCUAUUAACAGCUCUCCAGGGAGUCUUAAAGGUUCACCGUACACCGUUUCUGCGACUGUGGCUUCCAAAUCUUCUUUAAAGGCUGACCGCAUUCCCAGCAAAACCAUGGGAAGGGAUCUUACCCAUGAAUCUUGAUGGCAUAUUAAUGCCGCCUUGAGCUGUCUAUGGACACGUUCAAUCAUUCCGUUUGCGCAGGGAUGAUAUGAGGUAGUCCUUAUACGCUUGGUGGCGAAUCGAAGCAGCAGCCGGUUAAACAAAUCGGAUUCAAAUUGGGAUCCUUGGUCUGUAGUAAUUAUUGACGGUACUCCAAAACGGGAAAUCCACUCCCUGGUAAAAGUUUCCACCACUUCCUCUGCCGUGAUGGUACGCAUAGGCCACACCUCUGGCCACCUGGAAACCCUAUCAAUUGCCGUCAAACAAUAUCGGUAUUCGUUGCAAACCGGUAAUGGCCCUACAAUGUCUAUAUGCACGUGCAUGAAGCGACCGGAUGGUGUGUUAAAGUUUCCAGUAGGAGCUGAGUUGUGUCUUGAAACUUUGCUACGUUGACAUGCGUCACAGCUUCGAGACCAAAUACGGCAGUCCCUUUUCAUCGAUGGCCAAACGAAACGUUCUGACACGAGGCGUGUGGUAGCACGGAUACCAGGAUGACUCAAGUUGUGCAGUUGGUUGAACGCGGUUCUUCGAAAGGAAGGGGUCAAAUACGGACGUGGCUUACCUGUAGAAACGUCACAAUAAAUUGCCGAUUUCGCUUCUGGAGGGCUGAUUUUAGUUAGGCUCAGGCUAGAGCCAUUUUGUAACAGAUUUUUCAAUUCAGAAUCUGUAGCCUGAGACUUCGCGAGUGCAUCGUGAUCUUGAUCCAGCGCGAUGGCGUUGAUAUCGAUGCGUGACAUUGUGUCAGCAACGAUAUUGUCCUCGCCCUUAAUAUACUGUAUGUCAGUCGUGAAUUGGCUUAUAAAAAACAACUGGUUUAACUGAGGAGGUGGCAGCUUCUCGCGUCUCUGUAAGAAAGCAUAUAAGAGUGGUUUGUGGUCGGUAAAAAUUGUGGCAUGCUGGACUUCUAAAAUAUAUCGAAAAUGUUGAACACUUUCGUAUACCGCUAAUAAUUCUCUGUAGUAAGUCGGCCACUGUCUUUGCUGGGGUGUGAGUUUCUUACUAAAAAAAGAUAGUGGAAACCACUUACCAUUUACCUUUUGCUGAAGGCAAGACCCAAUAUGAACACUGGAGGCAUCCGUGAACAGACCUAAACUAGAAUUACUCACAGGAUGUUGUAAUAGCGUCGCCGAGGACAAGCUUUGCUUGCAGGCUUCAAAUUGCUGAAGUAGCUCUGGGGACCAAGGAAAUGGCCUGGCACCCUUGCUCUUUGUUGCUACGAGAGCCUCAAUUAGCGGUGCCUGAAACUGAGCAGCAUGUGGAACAAAACGCCGGUAGUAGUUCAGCAUACCGAGAAAUCGGCGCAUACCUUGUACCGUCUCAGGAGGUGGAAAGUCCAAUAAGACUUGGAUGCGAGCCUGAGGAGGGCGUGUCCCUUCACUGUUUAUGUGAUAGCCCAAGAAGUUAACUUCAUCUACUCCCAGAGUACAUUUGGAGGGGUUAAUUACAACUCCGUAUUCUUGUAGACGUUCGAAGAGGGUUCGAAGGUGUUUCAGAUGAAGAUUCUCAUCAGCUGAAUGAACGAGGAUGUCAUCAACGUAGGGAAAACAGAAAUCAAGACCCCGUGUGACCUCAUCAAUAAAUCGCUGGAAUGUCUGUCCCGCGUUUCGAAGCCCAAAAGUCAUGAAUGGGAAUUCGAAGAGGCCAAACGGUGUAACAAUUGCUGUCUUCGGCACGUCCUCCUCAGCGAUCGGUAUCUGGUGAUAAGCUUUUACUAAAUCGAUGGUGCUGAAAACUUUUGAACCAGAGAGGUUAUGAGCAAAAUCGUGAAUAUGGCGCACGGGGUACCUAUCUGGAACUGUUCUGGCGUUUAGGGCCCGGUAAUCGCCGCAUGGACGCCAGGUGUCGUCUUUUUUAAUUGUCAUAUGCAGUGGUGAUGACCAGGCACUUUUGGAUGGUCGAGCUGUACCAGAUUGCACCAUAUCCUCGAACUCUUUCUUAGCUGCAACUAGUUUCUGAGGGGCUAAGCGGCGGGGACGGCAGGCAAUCGGAGGCCCAUCCGUUGUUUUGAUGAAAUGGACCGUAUGGUGCUUAACGACUCGAGGCAGCCCUGGUGGUCGUGUAAUGUCUGGAAAUUCUGCUAAUAAUUCAGUAAAAAUGACCUUUCCAGAUGCAACUGCUCGAACACUUGGUUGAUCAAUAUCAGUGGUUGAGGCAAUUGAUGAUAGUCCUGUGGUCCCAUCAACUAUCCUUUCAUUUCUGCAAUCCGGUAAAAGAUUGUAAAACGCUAAAAAAUCAGAUCCGAUAAUUGCAGAGUUAACGUCGGCUAUGACAAAUUUCCAGACAAAGUUACGGCGUAGCCCGAAGUUUAGAUUUAAAUUAAUUGUGCCGAAAGUCCGAAUGCAACUACCAUUGGCAGCGCUUAAGUCGUAUUUGGUAGCCUUUCGCUUUACUGGUAACCAGUGAUGGGGGAAACAACAUAAGUCUGAUCCAGUGUCGAUUAAAAAACGGUGCUUGGUCACUUGGUCAAUGACAAACAGGCGGCGGCCAAUACUAUCACGUCGGGGUCACCAUUUUAGGAAAUAUGUUGUCAACUGUCGUCGUUGCGGAUUAAACUCAAACUGCAGUAUAAGAAGCACUUAUUUAUUCCACACGCACCUUAAAAUCGUAUACAUUAACAAUCAAUUGGUUUUUAUCCUUUGAACCUUUUAAAAACGUAAAACACAAAUUUUUAUCUCAUGACAUUUUUCCCUCAAUCUGACAGCCUGUCUUUCUUUUCUUCCGGACGUCUCCCGUUGCUAAUCUGUGUGUGAAAAACCAUUCACCACAGGUGGAUCUAACCCGCCCUACGGGGUUUCCUACUUGGGGAUCGUUACAACGAAAUUUGUUUAGCGCCUGGCGUGUCUGGUUUCUUUUUUUCAGAUCGUAAACAUAAUAUUUGUAGUCAGUCAGUCAAUUCUUAAACAGACUGGAAUUUGAACACUUAUCGAAUAUGUGGUUCGAUGUGUAUAACAUAAUUUUUCUCAAAGGCGUACGUAACGCGGACUCACAAACUUUUUAAUUGGAGCUUUGACGAUCAAUGAACUUUAUUUAGGUACCGGCGUAGUGUUCUUGCACAGAAAGCCAGUAUUAUAUUUUGAUUGAGAUAUUCACUAACGCUUCCAUUGAGUAGUCUUACUGGAUCCGCUCAAGUCAAGUGAGUAGUCAGGUCGUCCUCCAACCUUGUCUAAUAAAAAAAAACCUAGAGAAAAGGUGGGAAAAGUUGCGUAUCGACAUGUACUAGUACCCCUAUUAAGUAGACCUCAUGUACACCCGCCACGCCAUGGCUCGUCGCUUUCAAAAUUUGCGGUAAAGACUUGUUGCAUAAGUGGACCCGGUCUGUCUAACUAUAUUGAUCAAAUUAAUAUAAAAAUCUCGGUUUAACGCAUACGUUAAACCCAAUUUUUAAACGCAUAUAAAAUUAGAGUACAUAGUAUGAAGAAUAUUAAAAAAUAUGUAAUAAAAAUAUUUUAUUUUUUUCAAACAUUGGGCCUACACUAUUUUUUGGGUCGUCUUUUACAAAGAGAACAAAGUCUCAUAGUAUUUAAAUGUCAAGCUUUGAUCGAAGUAAUUACCUGAUUAUUUAUUUUAAUAGUCCAAUAAUUCGUUGUCGAUAUAGAUUGUCGUAGCUAUGGUGUCGUGUAAUAAAAGUGUCGUUAUAGAACAAACAUCACGGAAUAUCACAAUGAAAGAGUUAUUGUUUAAAUGGUGCAAUGAAACACACAGAGAAUUUAUAUUGUUGUCAUUUUAUAUAACUACUUUAAAAUAAAAUAUGAAAGUUA